Eremomyces bilateralis CBS 781.70 is the source of this 2316-nucleotide messenger RNA. RefSeq names its product acetyl-CoA synthetase-like protein. The coding region runs from base 304 to 2169 and encodes 621 amino acids. NCBI's taxonomy places the organism in Eukaryota, Fungi, Ascomycota, Dothideomycetes, Eremomycetales, Eremomycetaceae. The record is from RefSeq and is a predicted model, not a curated record. Gene Ontology annotation, biological process: lipid metabolic process. Gene Ontology annotation, molecular function: acetoacetate-CoA ligase activity. Gene Ontology annotation, cellular component: cytosol. The transcript has 3 exons.
GCGAAAGCUGUGGGAGCACAAGAAUCCCAAGGACACGAACAUGUGGAGGUUCAUGCAACAAACGAACCGCACCAGAGGGACGAAUCUUCAGGUACGCCAAAUGAUCCUAUCCAACACCUUUGAGAGGGUUCCAUGGAACAUGUGCCCUAGUAUUGCGAAAGGAUCAUUGACGUUGUCCACCAGACCUUCCAGGACCUCUACCAGUACUCGAUCACCCAGCUCUCAUUCUGGGAUGAUGUCUGGACCACUCACCCGAUCAUCCAUGAAGGCAGCUACACGACACCAGUCGACCCGUCUGCGCGAAUGGACAGCAUUCCCCGCUGGUUCGAGGGGGUCCGCCUCAACUUUGCCGAGAACGUUCUCUUCUCUCCAGUCCACGGGACCCCGACUGCAACGUCGACGAGGGGCAAGGAGUCGGAUAAGGUUGCUACCACCGAAGUUAGAGAAGGAGGGACGGAGAUUCGAGCGUAUACCUGGGCGCAACUUCGCUCCAGAGUGGCGCUGUUCGCCAACGCGUUGAGGGCACGGGGCGUGAAGAAAGGUGAUCGAGUGGCCGUGGUCGCGAGCAAUAGUUUCGACACACUAUGUGUCUUCCUAGCAACCACGAGUCUAGGUGGAUUAUUCUCGUCCUCAAGCACGGACAUGGGUACCAAGGGAGUCUUGGACCGCCUGUUGCAGAUCAAGCCUCGAUUUGUCUUCAUUGAUGAUAUCGCUGUAUACAAUGGGAAGACGACCGAUCUGCGUCCCAAGAUCAAGGAGAUCCUGGACGGGAUGAGCAACGUCGAGGAGUUCUGGGGUGCGAUCAUCCAGCCGAGAUUUGAGAGAGCAGUGGAUAUCAGUGCCAUUUCGCGGUCGGAAACGUUGGCGAACUUUUUGAAGUCGGCUGGUGGAAACACGAAGUUAACCUUUGAAAGAGUGGAGUUUAGGGAUCCCUUCCUUGUGGUCUAUUCCAGUGGGACUACGGGAGUCCCGAAGUGUAUCGUGCACUCCACUGGUGGCAUCCUCCUCAACUCCAUGAAGGAAGGUAAACUUCAUCGAGACCUCGGGCCAGACAUGGUUCAGUUGCAAUAUACUACGACCGGAUGGAUCAUGUAUAUGUCCUCCAUCUUAUCCCUGCUCUAUGGCGGUCACGCCAUUCUCUAUGACGGCUCGCCCUUCCAGCCGGACCUGAAAACCUUCAUCCGCCUAGUCAGCUUCCUGAAAGUCACGAACCUCGGAAUAUCUCCGCGCUACAUGCACGAAUUCCAGAAGAACAAUCUUGCGCCGCGCGACAUUGCAGACCUGUCUAGACUUCGGACCGUCACCUCGACCGGGAUGGUUCUGUCGGAUGCACUCUUCGAGUGGUUCUACGAUACCGGUUUCCCGCCCCAUGCCCAGCUAGCCAACAUCUCCGGAGGCACGGAUUUGGCCGGGUGCUUUUCGAUGGAAAACCCGCUCACGCCGAUAUAUGUUGGAGGUUGCGUUGGCCCCAGCGUCGGCACCGCCAUCGCCGCCUACGAUCAGACCAUCGAAGGCAACGACGGUACCCCAGGGAGCGAGCUCGAAGACGGUGUCCCAGGCGAGCUGGUGGCCACCAGACCCUUCCCCAACAUGCCGGUAUACUUCUGGGGCGACGACAAGGGUGAGAAAUACUUUAGCUCCUACUUCAAGCGCUUCAACGACGUCUGGACGCACGGUGACUUCAUCAUGAUCCACCCGAUCACGAAGCAAAUCUUCUUCCUCGGCCGCGCGGACGGCGUGCUCAAUCCCUCCGGCGUCCGGUUCGGAUCCGCGGAGAUCUACAGCGUCAUCGAGAACUUCUUCACGGAUCAGAUCGCAGACAGCAUCUGCGUGGGGCAACGACGGCCGGAGGAUGACGACGAGAGCGUCCUUCUGUUCCUGCUGAUGCAUCCGGGGAAGAAGUUCAAUCAGCUUCUCGUGAAGGACGUCAAGGACCGGAUCGGGAAAGAAUUGAGCAAGCGGCAUGUGCCGAAAUACGUCUUUGAGACGCGCGAAAUACCUACCACGGUCAAUCUGAAGAAGGUUGAGCUGCCAGUGAAGCAGAUCGUAUCAGGGAAAAUCAUUAAACCCUCAGGAACGCUCCUCAACCCAGAGAGCCUGGACUUCUAUUACAAAUUCGCCAAGAUCGAGGAAUUGGAUGAGGAAGGACGAGUGACGUCGAAGCUAUAGUCAACCAUUGUGUACUCAGUGCCGUUCAGUGUAUGCAGGCCCAGGGAAAUGUGAUGCUACCGUUUUUUGUGAUAUAGAAAGCAUUGGAUUUGGUCUUCAAUAAACGAAUAGAAAUAUUUCUUGGCCCAGUUCCAUCGCAUCUAGGGC